This is a messenger RNA of Ascoidea rubescens DSM 1968, 1730 nucleotides long. It is a transcript of the gene DBP5, whose product is annotated as ATP-dependent RNA helicase DBP5. Gene Ontology annotation, molecular function: ATP binding; RNA helicase activity; RNA binding. Gene Ontology annotation, cellular component: cytoplasmic stress granule; nucleus. The record is from RefSeq and is a predicted model, not a curated record. The transcript has a single exon. Lineage: Eukaryota; Fungi; Ascomycota; Saccharomycetes; Ascoideales; Ascoideaceae. The coding region runs from base 116 to 1525 and encodes 469 amino acids. Gene Ontology annotation, biological process: poly(A)+ mRNA export from nucleus.
UACCCGCCCACUACACCGGUUUUUUUCACAGCACAAAACCGGCGAGAGGAAUUUGGUGCCACUGGGGACGUUUUCUCUACACCAGACGAAGCUCACCAACACCAACAACACCAGAAUGGCUGCUCCAGAGGCUGAUAUUGAUGCUACAAAGCUCUUGUCCAAUCUUUCGCUUGCCGCAGACGCCAAAACAACCGAUUCUGCUCUUGGUUCAGCACCAAAACCCACCCCUGCUGCUGAAGAACCACCAAAGGAUGCCCCAGUGGAAUCCCAGCUAAUAACCUCUUCCUACGAGGUCAAAGUCAAGCUAUCUGAUAUCCAAGCUGACCCCAAUUCUCCCUUGUUUUCUGUCAAAUCCUUUGAAGAAUUAGGAUUGUCGCCUGAAUUGUUAAAGGGUUUAUAUGCCAUGAAAUUUUCAAAACCAUCAAAGAUCCAAGAGAAAGCCUUGCCUUUAUUGAUCAAUGAUCCUCCAAAGAACUUCAUUGGCCAAUCCCAGUCUGGUACUGGUAAAACUGCUGCUUUUUCUUUAAACAUGUUAUCCAGAGUUGAUCCCAGUUUAAACAAAGUCCAGUGUGUUUGUCUUUCACCUGCAAGAGAAUUGUCUAGACAAACGUUGGAAGUUAUUCAAACCAUGGGCAGAUUUACAAAGAUCACAACUAAAUUGGUUGUUCCAAAUUCCUACGAAAGAAACACUCAAAUUAAUGCACACAUUUUAGUCGGUACCCCAGGUACUUUAUUAGAUUGUAUCCGAAGAAAACAUAUCGAUUUAUCUGCUUUAAAAGUCUUUGUUUUAGACGAGGCCGAUAAUAUGCUAGAUUUGUCAGGACUAGGUGAUCAAUGUAAAAGAAUCAAAAAACUUUUACCUGUCAAUACUCAAUUGGUUCUAUUUAGUGCCACUUUUCCUGAUAAAGUCCGAAAAUUUGCUGAAAAAUUUGUUCCAAAUGCAAACUCUUUAGAAUUAAAACAUGAAGAAUUAAAUGUUGAUGCAAUCAAACAGUUAUAUAUGGAUUGCGAUGAUGAUCAAAAUAAAUAUGAAGUAUUAUCCAAUCUAUAUGGAAUAUUAACAAUUGGUUCUUCAAUUAUUUUUGUUCAAACAAAGGAUACUGCAAAUAAAUUAUAUUUUUCAAUGAAAAAGGAUAACCAUUCAAUCUCAUUAUUACAUGGAGAUUUAGAUCAUGCCGAAAGAGAUAGACUAAUUGAUGAUUUCAGAGAAGGCAGAUCAAAAGUCUUGAUUACAACUAAUGUUUUAAGUAGAGGUAUUGAUAUACCUUCGGUUUCAAUGGUUGUCAAUUAUGAUUUACCUGUUGAUAGAAACGGUUUAGCUGAUCCCUCAACUUAUUUACAUAGAAUUGGUAGAACUGGUAGAUUUGGUAGAGUCGGUGUAAGUAUAAGUUUAAUCAGCGAUAGACAAUCUUAUAAAGUUUUAAAUGAUAUUAGAAAAUAUUUUGGAAAUAUUGAAAUGACAAGAGUUCCAACUGACGAUUGGGAAGAAGUUGAAAGAAUUGUCAAUGCAGUUCUUAAAAGUUAAUAAAAUAUUAAAAUAUUAAAAUAUUAAAAUAAAAUGUGUUAUAUCUAAUAAUCUCUCAUUUCUCAUUUCUCAUUUCUUAUUUCUCAUUUCUCAUAUCCUAUUUCUAGUUUAUAUUUUUUUAUUUAGUUAAUAAUUAAUACUAUUUCAAAAAAAAAUAUAAAAACAUAAAAUGAAAUGGGAUGAAAUAUACUACUUUAUUAGUAUA